Molecule: messenger RNA, 1535 nt
Organism: Daucus carota subsp. sativus
Lineage: Eukaryota; Viridiplantae; Streptophyta; Magnoliopsida; Apiales; Apiaceae
Product: AT-hook motif nuclear-localized protein 13
Exons: 5
Coding region: 106-1254 (382 amino acids)
Molecular function (GO): minor groove of adenine-thymine-rich DNA binding
Source: RefSeq, a predicted model, not a curated record
CUAUCCAUAUAUUCUACUCUCUUUUCACCUCUAUUCCCCCUUUCUCUCUCACCUACAACUCCGCUUUUUCUCACUCUAAAAAUUCACUAAAUCCCCGUCGUACCAAUGGAAUCGCCACCGCCGCACCACCACCAACAACCACCGCAACACCACCACCAGCAACAACAGCAACAACAACAGCAACAACAACAGCUCCACCACCACCAGCAACAGCAGCAAGUAAUGAUGAUGGCUCCACAACUCAAUCCCUACGCGCCGCAAAUCCAACACAACAACAAUGGAAACACGAACAAUAACAAUAAUAACGCCGGUAUCAACAUUGAUUCCGCCUCGGCGGCGCUGAUGCAGCACGAUCCCAACCGGUUCACGUACAAUUCCAGUGAGCCGAAGCCGUUGGAGGCGAUUAAUUCGCAGUAUAGUGAUGGAUCGGCCGGGUUUAGUAUGGAACCGGCCAGGAAGAAGAGAGGGAGGCCGAGGAAGUACUCGGCCGAUGGCAACAUUGCGCUGGGAUUGUCGCCUGUUGGAGCUGUGGCGGUUGGAGGUCAUGGAGAUGGGAAUUCUGGUGGCCCGGGGACUGGAGGUGUGGUUGCGGGAUCCGAGUCUUCGAAGAAAGGGAGAGGGAGGCCACCUGGUUCUGGGAAGAAGCAGCUCGAUGCUCUAGGAACAUAUGGAGUUGGAUUUACGCCUCAUGUGAUUACUGUUAAUGCCGGAGAGGAUGUAGCAGCAAAGAUUACGGCUUUUUCGCAGCAAGGGCCACGAACUGUUUGUAUCCUGUCAGCAAAUGGUGCCAUAUCCAAUGUGACUCUACGGCAACCAGCAACGACCGGUGGAACUGUGUCAUAUGAGGGACGAUUCGAGAUUAUCUCAUUAUCAGGUUCCUUAACUAUGUCAGAAAAUAAUGGUAACAGCCGAACAAAUGGUCUCAGUGUGUCCUUGGCUGGUACUGACGGCCGAGUACUGGGUGGUGGAGUUGCAGGAGCAUUACUGGCAGCCACACCUGUGCAGGUUAUUGUUGGCAGCUUUAUUGCUGAUGGCAAGAAACCUAAAUCUGGACUAUCUCCAGCACCACCUCCGCAUAUGUUGAAUUUUGGUGCUCAAGUACCUGGGGUUAGUCCUUCAGAAGGAGGCUCAAGUGAGUCAUCAGAUGAGAGUGGUAGUAGCCCCCUUAACCAGGGCCCAGGAUCAUACAGCAACGCUAGCCAACCCAUGCCACCAAUGUACGCCAAUGCAGGGUCUAACAUUAUGUUUGUUUAGGACUAUCCUCUGCAUGUGUUAGAAGUUAAUAUGCAAAUGCUAGCAAUAAAAUAGGAGCUUAUUUCUUAAACUAGACGAGAGAUUUUCUGUUUUUGGAUAGUGUUAUUGUUUCAGUGUUUCGACACUCGACACUUGCCUCACCGUGAACCAGGGCUAGUUUGCUGAAAGAAGGCAUUAGGAUAUUUACUUGUUCUCCGCGGAGUAUACUUUGAUUUACAGAAUCCGUUGUUUAUUAGGAAUUAUUUAUGCACUGGAGAUUUUGAUUCUCUGUAGUAUGGUUU